AUGGGCGACUUUCCACCGCUUGAGCGAACCAGUGUGAAAGCAUCUGAACUCGUACAUCGCGCCGUUGACAGGAGUUACGAGGACUUUCGCACACUCAUGCACCAAUUGCCUACGAUGCGCGAGAAUGACCGGCGUGAGCCGCUAUUGGCACAUAUACAGAGCUCGCGUAAGCGUUUUGCACAAAUUUUGGCGCUGCUGAAAUGGUCAGUCCAAUCACCACUGCUACAGCAAUGCAACACGUUGUUGCAGCAAACAGAGUUAUACCGAAAUAAUGUGAAUGAGACAAACGAUCGACUUUUUUUCAUGCACGCAGAUUUAAAUCGCGCCAAGGAACGCCGGUAUGAUCUCAGCACAGCUGUCGAUGUGCUUUAUGGACAAAGCUACCUACGCUUGCCUACCAUUAUCAGGAAUGCCAUGUUUCCACGAGAAAUGCCUGAGGUGGAUACGGAAGAGGCCACUAAAGAAGUUGCGGAUUUCAUUCGCUUUCGUCUAAUCGAAGCAGAAAUUCCAGAGCAAUUUUCCAAUGUUAAGCUAGAUGGAGGUUUUGUUACAUGUCAAGCUGAAGGCGAGUUUGAAAUUGUUUUGACAAUUCAGGGCAAGGAUAAGGACGCCAAAUGGAAGGUUAUUGAUGUGAACACAGCUCUUACAGAUACACAGUCUUUUGAGGAGCACUCUCGGGCAGCAUCUACGAGUGCACUGCACAUAAUUCGAACAAAUGCGCCAAAUGCAGCACAUUACAACCAUUUGAAGAAUUUGUUACAACGUGUCAUGAACAAGUCGACAAAACCAUUCGUGGAUGCGUUUACUGUAAUGCGAGAGUUUUGUUCCUCUUUGGCCUUGCAAAUUCUGGCUUCGCAGGGUAAAUUGCUAUCGGAAGGUCGCUGGAAGAAUCGCAUAAUGAUACAACAUCUUCGUGAACAAAAUGCUUUGGACAUUUGCUAUUGGCCUAAUGCAUGUGUACGGAAAGAGACGCAGAUAAUUACAGAACAACAGCGGAUGCUUCAACACUUAAGUGAUCCGGUGGCUACAACGAGGAAAGGAUCAGUAUUGCCAUUUCCCGAAUCAAGCUUGUGCAUUCGACUGGGCUUCGACCCUGACAAGAAGAAGCUUUUAUCUGUGUGUCUAAGUCCUUCGCUUCCACCGAAUCUGCCAGGUUGUGCGUCGUUGUUAAGCGCACUGGAGGUGCCUUCAAACAUGUUCCUGCUGAGUGCCGAAAAUCUGCUGAUUGCUGGUAUGCGAGCGCAUGUUUCAGCGGCUCUUUUUUCCAUCGGUCGAUUGCUUGUCGUUGAUUCUCCGGACGAGAGAGGUGUUACACAAUUGGUGUCUGGGGAAAAUGUUGUAAUGGUCUGCUCGGACACGAGCUUGCAGAUUGCGCGGGCUGAUAUUGGCGGUCUCCAGCAAUUUUUAGAGGUAACGUUUGAUAUUCGUGAGGGUCAAUUUAUUGCAAGUACAGUUGCUGCGGCGAAGAGCUCUGCGCUUUAUGUCACGGUGAAGCAACUUGAACGAAUGCUGAACACGCAAUGCAAAAUUGAGGUUGGCGGGAAUGUCAAUAAGGGAAUUCCAAAUGAGUUUGCGUUGGUUUCUGGUGACGGAAAAGGUGAUAAAUCGGGUGACUUGAUUCACACAAGCGUUCGAAAAGCUUUGUGCGAGAUUGUGGCGGACGAGGUUGCCCAAAUUGGCUCUUCAUUCAAGAGUAUUGACGUGUUGCGUAAUGUGAAUUUAAGCUGGGAUCGGUAUCUCGCUUUUCGCCAACAACAUGGCGGGCAGAUCGAAGACUUGUCCAUUUCAAGCACGGCGCUAUACUUUCAGCUCACAUCCUCGAAGGAAUCUACGUGCUAUCUGGUCGUUGAAAUCGAUAAGUAUGGCGAGGUGGAUGGCAUGAAUGGAAAUGUGCAUGAAGCAGCAGACGAUGAGGAGUAUGUACGGCUGCCAUGCUUCUCGUUGCUGCAAACAAGUGCAGGCAUGCCGGGACAGCCUUCAGGUGUGCAGUUUAUACAACGCUUCAGUGCUUUUAAAAAAGAAGCUCUGCAUCCGUCCGUAGCCCGACAUAACGAGAUGGGUUUAGCUGGUCCUUGUGGCAGAAGUCGAAAGCGUUUUAAUGCGUCCAGUGGAAUGUUCGAAAAAUCAACCAUGAGGACGUCGAAAAAGAUGAAACUUGAUGGCGGCCGAGUGCAAGAGAAAUCCGGCUACUGGCAUGAUGGCGGUAAAGUGCAAGAAACAUUCGGCUACUGGCAAGAUGGUACCGAACAUCAAACCGAUUCCCGCAAUUUGGUUCCGCAUAUUGCCUCUGUAUUACUCCACGCAAUACAUAUGUGCAGCGAAAGAAUACAGCUACAGCACUUUGUCAACUUUGCUCGAAGGCGCAAAUCGAGGAUUCGGUACUCAGGUGAAGCUGGUACGUCAAAUAGAAAGGGCACAGGUGGUCAAGUGGUCACACUGUCGUUUCCAGAAAAGGUCAAUACAGAUCCAUUGAAGAUUGUUGCUAUUCAAGGCCACUUAAAGCAUGAAGGGGGUUUUGAGUUGUGCUUGCAACUCGAAUCACCACCAUUCACGUUCAUUCAAGCGCAGAAAUCAGAUAAGCGUCUGCUUUCUGAGCGUUCACACUACGUGAACGAGCGCGGUCAAUUGAUUUUUAAGUAUCCUACAACGGCUGUGACAAGCGAACUAUUUAGUGAAAAUCCGCUGGAAAUGUUUAUGGUUGAACUCAUUUGCGUCGUAAGACCACUUUGUGAACUCGCAAGAAAACUUGAAAAGGUGCUGACUGCCGUUGGACGAUACUCUAAUGACAUCAAAAGCAACGGUCAGUUUUUUGUGGAAAGCGCCGACCCUUUCUCGAUAGUCUUGGCGUGCCGAGCGCCUAACCCAAGGCAUUGCAUUGCUGCUGGGUCUUCACCUGAUGGUAUAACGACGUACCGUGUGACAGUGCAUUUCAAGCAGAAAAUGGGCUUUGUGGUCAAUUACAGCCAUAAAACGGAGCAUCCUUUAAUGCACUUUAUCCAGUCAGCUUUGAAUGGACACAGUGACCCUGCACAAUUUGUUGAAGCUUUGGAACGUACAUGCAUCCCGAUGGGCAUCUUAGCUAGCGUUGUAGAGUCCCAGCUUUUGUGCGCUAAAUACUACCGUCAAGAUCUUCCUCUGAAAAACGGCGCUGUUAAUGGGGACGUCAAAGCUUUUAAUCGUGGCAAAAUGGGUGGAAAGGGAAUGAAACUUGGCUACAAGUUCAAGCUACCAGGUGAGGAAAAAGACUACUACGCUGAAAAGUCAUACGGUGGAGACGACAAGUCCUUCGUGCCUGCUGAAUUGGUGAUGAUUCCACGGUCGCAAACGCAGGUUCGUCUGUCAUAUGGAGACCGUUGCGCCGUUGAUAUUUAUUUUCUGGAGAAUCAUUCGGUGAGAAUGCAGAGCUCACCUGGCGGUGUUCGUGUACCAAGCUGUCCGUCUGAAAAAGGCAUAGUCACGGAUUGUCAAAACUUUGCUGAAAAGCUGCGCAGCACGUUAUCAGAAAUGGCAUCGGCUUAA
Molecule: messenger RNA, 3519 nt
Organism: Plasmopara halstedii
Lineage: Eukaryota; Oomycota; Peronosporomycetes; Peronosporales; Peronosporaceae
Product: mediator of rna polymerase ii transcription subunit 14-like
Exons: 2
Coding region: 1-3519 (1172 amino acids)
Biological process (GO): regulation of transcription by RNA polymerase II
Cellular component (GO): mediator complex; core mediator complex
Molecular function (GO): transcription coregulator activity
Source: RefSeq, a predicted model, not a curated record